This is a messenger RNA of Penicillium cosmopolitanum, 2451 nucleotides long. RefSeq lists its product as uncharacterized. The transcript has 3 exons. Gene Ontology annotation, molecular function: ubiquitin binding; identical protein binding; protein-macromolecule adaptor activity. The coding region runs from base 1 to 2451 and encodes 816 amino acids. NCBI's taxonomy places the organism in Eukaryota, Fungi, Ascomycota, Eurotiomycetes, Eurotiales, Aspergillaceae. Gene Ontology annotation, cellular component: nucleus. Gene Ontology annotation, biological process: actin cortical patch assembly; regulation of actin filament polymerization. The record is from RefSeq and is a predicted model, not a curated record.
AUGUACAAUAUCAAUGAGAUGGUUGAGGUUAUGGGCAAGCGAAAGAAGAUGCCCACAACAAUAGGCAUCAACAUGGUGACGGGAAUCAUCUUCAUUUCCCCCGAGGGUGAUGAUAAUCAGCAAGAGUGGACAGCCGAGAAGCUGACCCAUUACUCUAUCGAAGGCAAGCAUGUCUUUGUUGACCUGGUUCGACCUAGCAAGAGUGUUGAUUUCCACGCCGGCGCCAAAGAUACCGCUUCAGAGAUUGUGGCUGCUCUUGGUGAAAUCGCUGGAGCUUAUAAGGCCGAGGGUCUUCGAGAAGUCCUCGCUGCCGGAAAGGGAGGUGGUGGCAAGAAGAAGGGACAGAUCUUAUACGACUUUAUGGCCCAAGGCGAGGAUGAGGUUACGGUGGCCGUGGGCGAUGAAGUUGUAGUCAUCGAUGACACCAAAUCUGAGGAAUGGUGGAUGGUCAAAAGACUGAAGAAUGGGAAGGAGGGCGUGGUUCCCAGCAGCUACGUUGAAGUGACCGGAUUUGUGACCCAAGAUACCCCUGUGUUGGUGGACUCAUCAGGUCUGUCCUCUGUGGAAAAGAACCGCCUGGAGGAGUCUCGGUUGGUUAAGGCAGUGAUGGGCAAAUCAAGAACCGACUCUAUGGACUCAUCCGAGAAACAACAUCGCAAACGUGACAGUAAAUCCAGCUCCAAGUCAAAGCCUGAUUCAAACAAAGUGAGAAAAUGGACCGACCGGACCAAGGCCUUUACGGUCGAAGCGCAGUUCAUUGGUCUCCAGGAUGGGAAGAUUCAUCUCCAUAAGACCAAUGGAAUCAAGAUUGCAGUUCCAGUAGCCAAGAUGUCCGUUGAGGAUUUGGAGUAUGUGGAGAAGGCUGCUGGUGUCUCUUUGGAUGAGGACAAGCCCUUGUCCAGUAUUCGGGCUCGAGCCACCUCCGACCCCAAGGGCGCCGCAGGUGCCUCUGUGCAACGGCCAGAGUAUGACUGGUUCGACUUCUUCCUGAAGUCCGGCGUUGGCCCACACCAGUGUGAACGUUAUGCACAGAAUUUCCUGAAGGAUUCGAUGGAUGAGUCUGUUCUACCUGAUAUCAGUCCCGAAACCCUUCGCUCUUUGGGAUUGAAGGAGGGUGAUAUUUUGCGGGUCAUGCGUCACCUCGACGCCACACUCGGACGUACUGGUUCCAAAUCCUCCAAGCUUCGCAAUGUCAGCUUUGGUGGUGAGGAGGUCAUUGGCAAUGGCGAUGAAGGCGGUCUUUUUGCUGGCCCUGGUGGCAUGUUGCGUAACAACACUCGCAAGGGACGUCCAGCACCCACUCUACAGGCCGGCGAUGUCGUGGACCCCAAGGCAUUUGAGCAAGCGGAUGGGUCGAAGCCGAAGGAGAAAGAGCGCUCUGCCAGUCCUCCAACUCCCGUAGCUCCCUCGGCCCCGGAGAAGCCCGUCCAACGUGGAUUCGACGAUGAUGCCUGGGAAGUAAAACAGCCCAAGCAAUCCACAACAUCGGCCCCUGCUGCCCGAGUCGCAUCUCCCCCAGCCGCGCCUGCUCCAGUCCAGAAGCAGGUGACUGGGGCGAUGGCGGAUUUGACUUUGCUUCAAGCUCCUCUACAGCCUACUCCCGCACCUGCGCCAACUGUUUCUAUCCCUGCUAUUCAGCCUCAGCAAACUGCCGUUCAGACCCCACCUCCACAGCAGCCACAAGCAACAGGUGCUACCCCCGACUUAUUUGCUCAGGUCGCACAACUUGGACAACAGGCUAGAGCGCGCCCACACGCCCCUCAGAACAUGAACCAGAACUCGCUUCUUCCUCCCCCUCCCCAACGCCCGCUCUCAGCGCCUCAAAACUUCUCGCAACAGCAGAAUUCUUUUGGCCCUCCUCCUUUGCAGGCUCAACUUACGGGUCUUCCCCAGGCCGGUCAACCAGUCGGUCCACCAGGUCAGAACUUCCAGCCCCAGAUGCCCCAGCAAACCGGCUUCAUGGGCCAGGGCCAGGGCCAGUUCCAGAAUGGAUUGAUGCCCCAGCCAACGGGAUUCACACCCCAAUCUCAAUUCGGGAUCCAGCAGCAACAGCAGCAGCAGCAACCCUACGGCAAUGGCCAGCCUGGUUUCCAAGGUGUCGCUCCUCAGCCCACAGGCUUCGGUGGAUUCGCGCAAUCCCAGCAGCCUAUGCAGCCUAUGCAGCCUAUGCAGACCGGCAUCAACUCUGUGCUUCCCCCUGCUCUGCAGCCUCAGCCAACUGGCAUGAAUGGGUUUGGCAAUGCCAACAACUAUAACCAAACCCCACCUCCAGUGCCUCCUAUCCCUCAGCAACCAACGGCGGCACCUCUGUCAGCUCAGCCCACCGGACCUCCUCCUUCAAUCAGGUUCGGUGUAAAGCCAGAUGCACCUCCCCCUAGGCUUGCUCCUCAACCGACAGGACUCAGGGCGAACCUUUCGCAAGCCACGCCCAACAAUCCUUUCGGCUUCUAA